Molecule: messenger RNA, 1305 nt
Organism: Helianthus annuus (common sunflower)
Lineage: Eukaryota; Viridiplantae; Streptophyta; Magnoliopsida; Asterales; Asteraceae
Exons: 2
Coding region: 1-1305 (434 amino acids)
Molecular function (GO): catalytic activity
Source: RefSeq, a predicted model, not a curated record
AUGUCGAUUAAUAUUAGGGGUUUUGGUGUGGACAAGAAAGUGAAGUUGGUUAAAGAUUGGAAAUGGGCAGAAAAGGUGUCGUUCUUAGCGAUUCAGGAGACUUGGAGAUCGGACAUCCCUGACUCGGAUAUUGCUCAAUUCUGGGGGCGAUCGGGAUGGUAUAAGGAAGUUGUUGAUCCGGUGGGGAGGUUUGGUGGAAUUAUGUGUAUUUGGGACCCAGGUAUGUUCUCUAAAAGUUCUGUGAUCAAAGAUCCGAAUUUUCUUCUGGUUUCUGGAGUCUUAAAAGGAAGUAUGGAUGUAGUGAAUAUCGUUAAUAUAUAUGCUCCGCAAAAGCCUAUUGAUAAGAGGAGUCUCUGGGCCAGGCUCCUGUCGGUCAAAAACGGUCAUCCUGGUUUAUGUGUUUUCCUUGGAGAUUUCAACGUGGUUAGAAGGCCGGAGGAAAGGAAAAUUUCUAAAUAUAAACCGGCAUGUGCGAGGGAGUUUAAUAAUUUCAUUUUUGAGGCGGAGUUAUGUGAGUACAACUUAAAAGGCAGUAAAUUUACUUAUCUUAUCGAAGGGCCAUAUGGUAAGAAAUUUAGCAAAAUCGACCGUAUUCUUGUGUGCAAAGCGUUCCAUAAUUUAUGGCCGGAGGCUUGUGUGCUAUCCCUUACUAGGGGCCAAUCAGAUCAUAAUCCGAUUUUAUUGACCAUUAAAAAUCUGAACUUCGGCCUUAAGCCUUUCAGAUUCUUUAGUUCUUGGCUGGAUAGACAGGAUUUUGAUCAGGUGGUUGAGGACAAGAUCAAAGCCUGGAGGGAUGAGUUGAGGGUUAAGGAAGGGGAAACCGAGGUUCAUGCGAAGGAGGAAUUAGAGGAGUUGGAAGCUGUUAUAGAGGAUAGAGAUUUGUCUAACGAAGAGGAGUGGGUGAGACUCGAAUGUAAAAGGAAGUUGAAUUCGAUCGAAGACAACAGAGCCAAGGAUCUCAAACCGCGGGCCAGGCUCAAAUGGGCCAUGGAGGGGGAUGAUAACAUGAAGUUCUUCCACGGUAUGGUUAAUAAAAAUAAGUCCUCAAAUGGGAUCCCGGGGUUGUUGAUAGAUAACGUGUCAGAGUCUAAGCCUUCUAAAGUUAAAAAAUCAGUUCACGACUUCUUUCGGGACAAGUUCAAAGAAGAUUUGCCUAGCCGUCCUGAUCUCUUGUGCGCUUUCGAGAAAAGUCUUUUGGAGGAAGACGCUUUCAUGCUUUCGGAUAAAUUUUCGAAGGUAGAAAUUAAGGCGGCGGUCUUCGAGUGUGGUAGCGAUCGGGCUCUUGGCCCGAUGGUUUUAAUAUGA